CAGAGUUGCCACAUCAUUUCCAUCACAGCAUAUCCCUCGGUAUUUGCUCUCAGCUUCUUUGUCCCAUUUUCCGGAUCCGCUUUCCGGUUCUCAUUUAUUCCUCUCUCGUAACGUCAAUACCAAAAAAAACCACGCCUAAUUAUUCCCCCCGGUCUCUGGAAAUUCAAGUCACGGUUUUUCUGCCAUCGGUCUGUAAUAUUGUUGUAUGGCUGUUCCACGUGAUCGCCGCCGCAGCCGGGCGUCGUCCGGCCAAGUGAUGGUGGCGGCGGUGUUGGUUGAUAUCUUCAUGGUUGUCGUCGUCCUAAAUGCCGGCGGCAUCAGCGCCGGCGGGCGAGCCACGGCGUUGGAUUGGCGGAAGGAGACGAGAAGGAGGCUUAUUGCCAAUGGAUUGGGUCUUACACCGCCUAUGGGAUGGAAUAGCUGGAACCAUUUCCAGUGUAAUAUUUCAGAGGAGAUGAUAAGGGAAACAGCGGAUGCCAUGGUUUCAUCUGGGCUUGUCGCUUUAGGGUAUCACUACAUCAACAUAGAUGAUUGUUGGGCUGAACUUAACAGGGAUUCUGAGGGAAAUUUCGUGGCUAAAAAUUCAACCUUCCCAUCCGGAAUCAAGGCGCUGGCAGAUUAUGUCCAUGCUAAAGGUCUCAAACUUGGAAUUUAUUCAGAUGCCGGUUCUCAAACUUGCAGCAACCUAAUGCCAGGAUCAUUGGGCCACGAAGAACAAGACGCCAAAACCUUUGCUUCCUGGGUACCUACGUAUAAUACACAUCUAUAUUUUUUUGUUUUUGUUUUUGCCGAUCCAUCCUUCGCUCUCCCACGGAUAAUUACAGGGAAUCGACUACUUGAAAUAUGAUAACUGCAACGACGACGGGACAAGCCCCAAACUGAGGUAUCCUGUGAUGAGCAGAGCACUGUUAGAUAGCGGGAGACCAAUCUUCUUCUCUCUAUGUGAAUGGGGCAGGGAAGACCCUGCGACUUGGGCCAGCGGGAUCGGAAAUAGUUGGAGAACAACAGGGGACAUUAGUGACAAUUGGGACAGCAUGACAUCUUGUGCAGAUCAAAAUGAUCAAUGGGCGCUUAAUGCUGGUCCAGGAGGCUGGAAUGAUCCUGACAUGCUUGAAGUUGGGAAUGGGGGAAUGACCACCGAAGAAUACCGAGCACAUUUCAGCAUAUGGGCAUUAGCCAAGGCGCCGCUCCUCAUUGGGUGCGACGUUCGGUCCAUGACCAAAGAAACGCACGAAAUUCUGAGCAACGACGAAGUGAUUGCUGUGAAUCAAGAUAAGUUAGGAGUGCAAGGGAAGAAGGUGAAGAAGGAGGGGGAUUUGGAGGUUUGGGCUGGACCACUCAGUCACAACAGAGUGGCAGUGGUGCUGUGGAAUAGAAGCUCUUCCAACGCCACGGUCACCGCGGAAUGGCCAGACCUAGGGCUCGAUCCAUCCGCCAUUGUUGAGGUCAGAGAUCUGUGGGAGCACUUGACAUACCAUCGAGUGGGAGUUGAAAUCUCUGCUGAAUUGGAGCCUCAUGCUUGUAAGAUGUAUGUCUUCACUCCAACACAUUCUGGAAAACUACUUGGGCACGAGUUGUGAAUUAAACUAGAUUGAUCUUCAACAAAAAAAAUGUUGUAUCCUAUACUUGUGUGUUAUUUCCCCCAGGUCUUGCCUUCCAAUUUUGUAUUUUGUUCCAUGCACAUUCAUCGAAAAAAUGGAUGAUAUUGGUCAAAAUUCAACGAUUGGGAAACACAAAACUCAAAAGAAGAAUGUUAUGUUAGGGGUCGU
Linum tenue is the source of this 1769-nucleotide messenger RNA. The record is from the annotation of a GenBank genome assembly. NCBI's taxonomy places the organism in Eukaryota, Viridiplantae, Streptophyta, Magnoliopsida, Malpighiales, Linaceae.